Molecule: messenger RNA, 122 nt
Organism: Racocetra persica
Lineage: Eukaryota; Fungi; Glomeromycota; Glomeromycetes; Diversisporales; Gigasporaceae
Source: the annotation of a GenBank genome assembly
GUAUAAGUAGUAUGAGUGAUACAGGGAAUGUAGUUAUAGAAGAAUAUACUGAAAUAAAACUUAUCAGUGCCGAAAUAAUGGAUGGAGACAUCUAUCACGCAAGUGAUAGUCUUAGCCAGAGC